This is a messenger RNA of Haliotis rubra (blacklip abalone), 820 nucleotides long. RefSeq names its product tetratricopeptide repeat protein 32-like. The record is from RefSeq and is a predicted model, not a curated record. NCBI's taxonomy places the organism in Eukaryota, Metazoa, Mollusca, Gastropoda, Lepetellida, Haliotidae. The transcript is spliced from 3 exons. Bases 51 to 485 code for a protein of 144 amino acids. Gene Ontology annotation, molecular function: protein binding.
UUAGUUCCUGCAAGAGACGAUUGUCUUUCAGUCUUGUUCAUUUCAGGGAAAUGAGAACGGAGGAGUUGUUUGACGAAGCGGAGAAACUGGAGAGGUUGGGAAAGAGGGAUGAGGCAUUACAAUUUUACACACAGUUUAUUGAAGAUGCAUCGAUAAGGUUGAAAAACCUCAAUGACCAAAAUGAAAGGAGCGCACUUCAGAAAAAGCUUGGACUUGCUUACAACAAUCGUGGAUUUAUCCUGUACCAGAAAGUGGAUUUUGAUGAAGCGAUUAAUGACUAUACAAGAGGUCUAGGCUGUGACCAACAUAUGUCCUUCACCUUCUACAACCGUGGGCUUAUACACUACCGACUUGGGAGGUUUGAUGAAGCAAUCAGUGACAUGAAGCAAGCCCUGUCUAUUGAUCCGGAGUUUGAGUCAGCACAGAUCUGUCUCAAACAGUCAAUGGACGAUCUCAACAAGAGAAAGACAAACAUCCACACCUGAUGGUAACUCGACCUGCAGCUAAAGGGAGAUAACUGGUCAGACUGAAGGGAGAUAACUGUCUUGAUUGUUGAAUGUGCCAAGAUGUCAUUUUCAAUUGAUCAACAUUGUGUUAAGUUUACAGAAGUUGUGAAAAACAAACAGCUGGACAAUUUCUGUUUCUCAGAGAUGGGGUUCAUUCAUGAAGAUCUGUUACAGGGAAAAUGACCUUUUGGAUUUUUUUAAGAAUAGGCCAGAAAUGGAUCUAUUUGGCUAAAGAUGUCAGCCAACAGAUUUAUUGUAGGUCCAGAAACAUUUUGACCUUUUCCCCAGGAACAGCUCAUGCUGAACACGAAAAA